ACUCUUAACCCAUUUUUACCCGCUGUCCACGCUGCCUGGUUCCGUCCUGCUUGCUUCUCUCUCGACUUGCAGGAGAAGAAAAACCAUACGAACGAGCAAAUCUGUUCUUAGCGAAAUCCAGAAAUCAUCAGCCCGCUUCUCCGAUUCCAGCUUUAACGAUGGCGCUGAGAGGUGACUGGGUUUACGAGAACAACGGAGGUACAUGCGUGGCGAUCGCCGGAACCGAUUACUGUGUGGUGGCCGCAGACACCCGUCUUUCCGUCGGAUACAGUAUAUACACACGCGACUACUCUAAGAUCUGCAAGCUAGCCGACAAAUGUGUAUUGGCAUCUUCUGGAUUCCAGGGAGAUAUGAAAGCCCUGCAGAAGAAUUUGGCUGCAAAGCACCUUAUAUAUCAACAUCAACACAAUAAACAAAUGAGCUGUCCUGCAAUGGCUCGGCUUCUUUCAAAUACUCUUUACUACAAAAGGUUCUUCCCUUACUAUACAUUCAAUAUUCUAGGUGGGCUGGACAAUGAAGGGAAAGGUUGUGUUUAUUCAUAUGAUGCUGUUGGAUCCUAUGAGAGGGUGGGGUACAGUUGCCAAGGAACUGGUGGAACCCUUAUAAUGCCAGUUUUAGACAACCAGCUGAAGUCCCCUAGUCCUUUGUUAUUACCUGCUAGGGAUGCUGUGACGCCACUCUCUGAAUCUGAGGCAGUUGAUCUAGUCAAAGAUGUUUUUGCAUCAGCUACAGAAAGAGAUAUAUACACUGGAGAUAAGCUAGAAAUUAUCAUUGUUAAUGCAACGGGUAUCCGACAGGAGUUUAUUGAACUGAGGAAGGAUUAGAAAACCAGAGGUGCAGAUCUGCUGGAAAU
Molecule: messenger RNA, 853 nt
Organism: Phalaenopsis equestris
Lineage: Eukaryota; Viridiplantae; Streptophyta; Magnoliopsida; Asparagales; Orchidaceae
Product: proteasome subunit beta type-1
Exons: 7
Coding region: 159-824 (221 amino acids)
Cellular component (GO): proteasome core complex
Source: RefSeq, a predicted model, not a curated record